UAGUAGAUACAUACGACUUCACACCGCAUAAAGAAGCUGGCUUUUAGAGCCAAGUGAGAGCCGCCUAUAUAUAUAUAUAUAGCCGCCUAUAUAUAUAUAUACAUUCGUUUCAUUCUCUGCUUGCUUCAACCGCCUGCUAAUUACACAAUUUGUCAUUCGACGUUGUAAGCUUCGUCUAUCUCUUCUGUUUGAUUGAUUGCCAUGAUCAUACGCCGAUGCGCUUCGAGAUUUACCGGUCGGAGUCUCGGAUUUAGAGGAUUCAGCAACUGGGUUGAUGGUAAAUUGCCAGCUUACCGCUCUGGUAAUAUUGAUCUGUUAAGCACUUAUGCAACUUCGUGUGAGAAGCUACCAGAAGAAGUGUCAAAAGAUAAUAUCAUUUCAGAUAUGUUGACUGAUAAAUUUGGAAGGGUGCAUACAUAUUUGAGAAUCUCCUUGACAGAACGAUGUAACUUGCGAUGCCAAUAUUGCAUGCCAGCUGAGGGAGUGGAACUCACACCUAAUCCGGAACUGCUCUCUCAGAGUGAGAUUAUUCGAUUGGCUAACCUCUUUGUUCGCAAUGGGGUGGACAAAAUUCGUUUAACUGGUGGGGAGCCAACUAUUAGGAAGGAUAUUGAAGAAAUAUGCUUUCAAUUGUCUAGUUUGAAAGGUUUAAAAACAUUGGCCAUGACUACAAACGGAAUUACUCUGGCAAGGAAACUUCCAAAGUUGAAAUCGUGUGGGCUUACCGCGUUGAAUAUUAGUUUGGACACGUUAGUUCCUGCAAAAUUUGAGUUCAUGACAAGGCGUAAGGGCCAUGAAAAGGUGAUGGAAUCCAUUCAGAAGGCGGUUGAGCUAGGAUAUAACCCUGUGAAGAUCAAUUGUGUGGUUAUGCGUGGAUUCAAUGAUGACGAAGUCUGUGAUUUUGUUGAAUUAACUCGUAAAAACCCAAUAAAUGUUCGAUUUAUUGAGUUUAUGCCCUUUGAUGGAAAUGUGUGGAAUGUCAAGAAACUAGUACCUUAUGCCGAACUAUUGGACAUAGUGUCCAAAAAGUUUGAAGGUGUAAAGCGAAUCCAAGAUCACCCAACUGAGACAGCAAAGAAUUAUCAGAUUGACGGACACUGUGGUUCAGUUUCCUUUAUCACAUCAAUGACAGAGCAUUUUUGUGCUGGUUGCAAUAGAUUAAGAUUGUUAGCAGAUGGGAAUUUCAAAGUGUGCCUGUUUGGUCCUUCAGAGGUUAGUUUGAAGAAUCCUCUUCGCAGUGGGGCUGAUGAUGACGAACUUAAGGAAAUAAUUGCUGCAGCAGUAAAGAGGAAGAAAGCUACUCAUGAUGGAAUGUUUGACAUCGCAAAGACCCCAAAUAGACCUAUGAUACAUAUUGGGGGAUAAGGGGAAAAGGCGGGAAAGGCCCUUUACUAAUCUUAUUAUAAUAAAAGGUUGAUUAUUUGGCGGCCUCUUGUUGUUGAUUCAUAUUAAGUGGUGAAAUAAAGUUGAAGAACUGAGAAGUGGAGGAUUACAGGCUACAGAUAAAAAGGAACAGACAAACACCUCAAUAUUGUUUAAAUACAAAAGAAAUUCUAUUUAUAUAAUGCUUGUGUAUAUUCAACAACUGAACCUUGAAAUGUAUUUUAUUAUCAAUUAGAUAGAUGAAUUUUACUAAGUACAUGGAGUCAAUGUCCUUGAAUUUACAGUGAAGCUGCAUUUGAACUUGUAUGGAGUUUUACCUACCAAAAUGAUUGAUUUUUCUGUCU
Messenger RNA from Impatiens glandulifera, 1727 nucleotides. Its product is annotated as GTP 3',8-cyclase, mitochondrial. Gene Ontology annotation, molecular function: GTP 3',8'-cyclase activity; cyclic pyranopterin monophosphate synthase activity; metal ion binding. The transcript has 7 exons. Lineage: Eukaryota; Viridiplantae; Streptophyta; Magnoliopsida; Ericales; Balsaminaceae. The record is from RefSeq and is a predicted model, not a curated record. Gene Ontology annotation, biological process: Mo-molybdopterin cofactor biosynthetic process. Bases 202 to 1365 code for a protein of 387 amino acids.